CUUUACUCUCCCUCCGUGUUUUCUGUGCUCGCCUACCAGCUGACUGCAGCCUCUGUGCGGACUCACUAACUCUGGAGGGCGUGUUCACUGCGUUUACUCUGCACACAGACCUCGACACACUCACAUACACACACAUUCACACACACACACCGCACUCCCAACAACUUUUCCCGAAACUUUUCUCCGAUGGAAGUGGCGGAAGCUCUCAAGUAAGGUUUAGGUGUCACGCUGUAAAAACUGUGGUGCACUUCCAUGAUAUCCUGUUUGCCAAACUCCUAACCCGACGAGGAUUGCUUUGCGCAUGCGUUAAUUACACAGAGGGAUGGAGGGGGAGCUGACUGACUCUUCACUUGACUUGAGCCACCUGACAGACGACGAGCAGUCCACCAUCCUGCAGGUCUUACAGCGUGACUUGGAGUUGCGUCUUCGCGAUGAAGGACGUGUAAGGGUCCUCGAGGAGACAGAGAAAGACAAAGCACAUUUUCGCUUUCUGUCUGGAGAAUGGUUCAGUGAGGAGCGCAGCAAACGCCAUCGCAACCGGUCAUCGGCCUAUGCGCUCGUCCACGCCACCAUACGUCACAGGAAGACCAAGAGCAGAGAUGUGCCCCUGGCUGGACUGUUCAAUGGAGAGAGAGAGAAAACCUCGCUCAACAACAACACCUCUCCCGAGGCGGAGAUGAGAUUGAAAGACGGCAACGCAGAGGAGAGUGGAGGGUCUGUCACAGGGAAAAAAAUGAUCUCAUCUCACUUUUGUGACUUCUGUGUGGUGCUGCAUUUCCAAUAUUUAAUUUGUGUUUUCAGGAGUCCAGCAAAUUUGAAACCUGCACUCACAUCCAGAACAAAAAGUCCCGCAACACAGAGUCUCGUGGUCAGAAAUAGUUCCUCGUCAUCCAAAGAGUGUGACAGAAGAAGUAAUGGCCACUCCGAGGAACUUGAGGAAGAAUUCGACGGUCACAACGGGGACACUGACUCUCUGAGCAGCAGUCUGACAGAGCCGGAUCCAGCUUCUGUGAUAACCAGCAGCUCCAACGGCAGCCUUCAUUCGGGCUACACGCUCAGUGGAAGCAUGAUGAGUCUGUUCAGCUCAGGGGAUUUUGGAGUGGUGGAGGUGAAGGGCCGUAUCCAGUUCUCAUUGGCUUACGACACCCAGAAGGAGGAGCUGCACAUCAAAGUGUAUCGCUGCGAGGACAUUGCUCCGGCACGCAAGAAUCGCUCUGAUCCAUACGUCAAAACCUAUCUCCUGCCGGAUAAGUCGAGUCACAGUAAGAAGAAAACUGCAGUGAAAAAGAAGACGCUAAACCCGGUCUAUGAUCAGACACUCCGAUAUAAAGUGCGGGUUGGAGAGCUGCGCAGCCGGACCUUGAACCUGUCUGUGUGGCACGCCGAACCCCUGGGCAGAAAUGUGUUCCUCGGGGAGGUGGAAGUGUCUCUGAGCGUCUGGGACUGGACCUACACUCAGCCUCUGUGGCAGGACCUGCAGCCACGGGUUCAUUUGAAUCCAGACUCCAUCAGCAGUCGUGGGACCAUCUUGCUCUCUAUUAAGUUCAUCCCAGACGGAUACGAGGGUGAUGGACUGCCUCUGACAGGAGAGCUUCACAUCUGGCUACGGGAAGCACAAGGUCUCCUGGCCAACAAAGGGGGCGCUAUAGACUCCUUUGUCAGAAGCUACAUACUCCCAGACGCCAGUCGGCAGAGUGGUCAGAAGACGCGGGUGGUGAAGCGCUCCAUCAGCCCGACCUACAACCAUACCAUGGUGUACGAUGGCUUCCACACCAGCGACCUGAGAGAGGCCUGCGCUGAGCUGACUGUGUGGCAGCGCGAAGGGUUAAAGCAGCGCAUCCUAGGAGGGGUUCGUCUGAGCUGUGGAACUGGUCUGAGUUAUGGGGAGCCUGUCAGCUGGAUGGACUCCACAGAGGAUGAGGUCGCUGUGUGGACCUCCAUGAUCAAAAACCCAAACAACUGGAUCGACGCAACACUAUCAAUCAGAACUAACCUCACACAACGGAACGAUUGACUGAGACACGGCUUGCACGCAAACACACGUUCAAAUAAUUGUCUGGAGUGAAAGGAAACCCUCAGCACAUUUAACCUCUCUGUCCAUAGUUUUUCAUACAUACAGACACAUAAGUCAGUAGUGGUGCAAUAUUGUGAAUUAAUGGUGUAGAUCAGAAAUAUUUAGUCUGAAACCAAAUCUAUCUGCAUUUCAUGUUUUACUUGUAUGUUUUUGGUUCAGUCUGUGUCCCAUCUGACAAAAUUGUUGUAAUCUAUUGUAGUUUAUUAAUUAAAUAUCAAACCUGAACUGAUGAAUCACCCAGGGUUCUUCUUUAUUUACUAAAUUAAAAUAUAACACCAAGUAGAUAAACAUGGAGAGGCCAUUUUAAGAUAUUAAUAACCAUAUAAUUAUUUCAAGUUGUUUCCCAGACCUCUCAAAAGUGUAGUGUGUAAAAUUUAGGGGGAUUUAGUGACAU
This is a messenger RNA of Epinephelus fuscoguttatus (brown-marbled grouper), 2468 nucleotides long. RefSeq names its product synaptotagmin-like 1 (gene sytl1). The transcript is spliced from 15 exons. Gene Ontology annotation, molecular function: neurexin family protein binding; small GTPase binding. Gene Ontology annotation, cellular component: exocytic vesicle; plasma membrane. Bases 323 to 2014 code for a protein of 563 amino acids. Gene Ontology annotation, biological process: exocytosis; intracellular protein transport. NCBI's taxonomy places the organism in Eukaryota, Metazoa, Chordata, Actinopteri, Perciformes, Serranidae. The record is from RefSeq and is a predicted model, not a curated record.